Molecule: messenger RNA, 5841 nt
Organism: Caenorhabditis auriculariae
Lineage: Eukaryota; Metazoa; Nematoda; Chromadorea; Rhabditida; Rhabditidae
Source: the annotation of a GenBank genome assembly
AUGAACGAUAGGGCCAAGACACCGACUCCUUCGGCCUCGUCGUCUUCCUCAAGCAGUGGCGAAGUCUGUUUUUCACCGACACACUAGAGUGGUAGCUCAUUUGAGGCCCUGCACUCAUGCCGUGUUCAAAGUGUUUCCGCGAAAUCCGAAAUAGCUUUCAGAGAGUGGAAACGACAACUUAACUUUUGAGAGACGGGCAUGAUUUUUAAUUUCGCGGGAAUUACUUUGAACACGGCAUUAGAUUGCGAUAAAUUUUCACAGUGUUCCCAAACAGGACUUCUCCAAUUUUUAGAAAAGUUUAGAUGUGUUUUACCCAGGAACGCCAGAGCGGUCCCUUUAAUGGCAACAUUGGGGGUCCGUGAAGGCCACUCGAGACCCCUAUGUGGGUUCACUAAAGCGGGGAAAAAGUUAGCCCCUCAAGUUCGAGGGAACCCUAUGUUCAAGCCAAAUUUGCCCGGUUAGAAGCCUUGCCUGUGAGUUCCAUUCAGGAACGUCGUGCCAUCUCUUUAAAAGUUCAAAAAGUUUUUUCGGUAAAUGCAGCACAAAAUAAGUUUAUCUUAUCUCCUUUAACUUCUUGUUUUACGGCGAAUUCCUUUCUUCCAGGCUUCAAAACUGCCGUCAGUUGUUUAUUCUUUUCCUCAACGGCCAACAUCAGCUGCCGGGUCUAUUGGUUUGUUUUCGUUCUUCAAAUUGUAAAUAUUGAUUGAAAUCAUGAAAAUAGAUGCAUAUUUGGAAAGUUCGAAACUUUUAAGAGUGCGUCGUUGCUUUUUUCCAUUGCAUCGAGCACUUUCAUCUGAUCGAAUAAAAUAAUUUUAGAUGGUUUCGAAAUAUAUCAAUUGGGGUGGACUGGUUUAAAGUUGGAUUGCACAAGACUCGAUCUCGUGUCGAUUUAAAAGAGACAAACUUCAUCUCUUCUCGAAAUUCCAAAAAAUUUCACGACAAGGCUCGUCUUGUUCUCGACUCAAAAUGAAGUUUUUACUUUUCAAUUUCGUCUUGAAAAUCAAAAAGAGCUUGCAUCUCGUCCCAAAAUUCCGUUUGAAAAACUUUCUCAUCUCGUCUCGAACUCAAAAAGUCGCUUCUCUUGCAACCCCGGUUUGAAGAUGCUGGUACGUCGAACAGCUCUACACCAACUGAAGACAUCGAGAAGGAGCUCAAUGAGCCGAUGGAGCCGGCGACACGGUUCGCUCUCGCCAACCUCACAACCGCCAUCCUUCGUCUCGACUUCUGGGAUGACCUCGACCCCAACUCCAUGUUUCUCAUCAAUUUGAAAGUCUUUUCGCACGUUAAUUUUUCAGAUACUUUUGCAAAACUACCUUCAACAUCAUUAUGACUUACCUCGAGCUCCCAGAGAAAGUCGUCAAAAGCCUGAAGACCCAUUUGGAAGUUUCUAUUUACAUUCGAAAACCUUGAAAAUGCGCUCUAUCACUUAGGGAGAGGAAAUUCUACCUGACAUUGGGGCGUUGAUUCUGACAAUCAGAGACGAUCCCGUGUGCAGAAGAUCUGAUGCGACCGCUUUUCUUGCUGGAUUUCUCUACGCUUUCAUCGGCUCAGGUACUUCCUAUUACUGGUUUCUAACUGAUGAACAGCCAUCCAAAAAUUUCUCACGUGCGCGACAUGGUUUUACAAAACGAAGUCGCGCAUGAUGCCUUCAAACUUUUAAGGUAGGUAGACCAACGGGAGGGUUCUUCAUACCGGAAGAAGCAGGGUUGCACGGAAUUCCGUUACCUGUCUUCCGCAUAAAUUUAUCUUCCUUAACCCUCGAAAAUUUCUAUUCCGUGCAACCCUAGUACUGAGGCUUGUCAAAGUUUUGCCGGCGCGCUCGAAAUGUGUUGCGAGUAACUGGAACCCUGUUGAACUGAUAAUACUAGGGUCUGGAAGAAUGAAUUGAACACGAGCAAAGAAAGUGUCACGGUAAAAGUAGUCGAACCUGAUUUUUCAUGAAAAGAGCGCAAAUUAUUUGAAUGACAAACUUUGAAAUCCUGCGAGCUUUGAAAACUAUCCAAUUUUUUCUUCAGUAAACUACGAUUCGCGGUAUCGCGUUUUCUUGCGACAUAUGUCCACUCUUCUUGGCGUCAUGUGGGACGAAUUCGAAAUAGUUUAUUAUUUUUAUUUUUGGAAAAUAAAACGAAAAUUUGUCAUAUUCAGGUUGAAGAAUCGUUUGCGUCAAGAUUGCUAAGUGAGCAGUUUGUUGAGACAGAGUGAGUUCUGGCUUCAAAUUUCUCAAAUUUUUUCAUAUUCAUUCGUUAAUUUUCAGCGGAGAAAAAAGAGUGGAACGGUAAUUUUGGUUGUUGUUUGGUGAUUGUUCUGUGUUGUGCUUCCUCAGAAAGAAAAAUGUUUUCGAUUUUGAAAAAAAUAUAGGCAUAAUUUCCAUCAAUAGCAGCUAUGCUCUUACUGAGAAAAGCUGGAGUGGUUCUUACAGGGAGAGAGAAAACUGCCUUUAGUGAAUUGAAUCUCAUUCAGAAGUCAACGAAAUUUCUUCCUAGAAAGGUGUCAAUUUUUAUGUCGUAGGCGAGCCGAGGCGACUAUUUACGUCUUUUCUCAUUUUUUUUAAAGACUGGAGGUAUUGUGAAAGAAGCUGAAUGUUUUUGCAGACACAGCCGGCAAGUUCGCAUGAAAACGGCAAGAAACAAAAAGAUAAAACGGUACCUGAAGAUUGGAGUAGCUGGCGGUGUCGGCGGGGUUCUCAUCGGUACUCCAAGGGAGAAGAGACGUCUGGAGAGCUGAUUUUAAGGGUUGACCGGCGGCCUGGCAGCACCUCUGGUGGCCGCGUCUGCCGGCUUGCUGAUUGGCGGUGGUGCCCUCGCCGGGUUAGCUACGACUGCAGGUGCCGCCAUCCUCGGAACGACUAUGGGCGUUGCUGGCGCUGGUUUCACGGGUUACAAGGUUGGUUCGUAUAGCAGGUCUUUGGAGAAACAAAGAAGUAUGUUCAAGAUGAAAAGUUAGCAAUUCCGGAAGUUUUAUGCUGCAAAUCUUUCUCUCCUUUUUUAUUACGCGAAAAGAGGUAGAGAAACUUCAAAAAAAUUGAAUUUCAAAGCCUUAUACACUGCCCGUCAUAGUUAUAGACUCAAAAUGCGGUUGGACUUUCGAAAUUCGUCAAAGAAUGCUUUUGGUCGGGUCAUAAUUAUAGACGCACCCUGGGUCAGAUCUCCUCUUUGACUUGAGUUGUAACUUUCGCGUUUCUUUUUCAUUCGAAAUUACCGCUUAAGUGAGUAGGAAGCCACAGCAUUUUAAGUAAUUUGAUUCGAGCGAUAUAGUCAAUGUUUCUCGACUUGAAAGGCGAGGGAGGCGGGGCAAGGGGCGGGACGCGUAGCGUGUGCGUUCGCGGUUCUUGGCACGUGUUCAAUUCAACCGCCAUUGACUCUUUGAAAAUCCCGCUUUUUGCUCUUUUGAUUCCUUUUUCAAUUAUUUAUUGAUUAUGUUCAUGUUUUCAUCAAAAAGUAGUAGAAAACAUUGAAAAAGAGCGGUUGCCGAGCUUUUUGAAUAGUCGGCGGCAAUUGAAUUGAACUCGUGCCAAGAACCGCGAACGCACACGCUACGCGUCCCGCCCCUUGCCCCGCCUCCCUUGCCUUUCAAGUCGGGAAACAUUGUCUAUACUAGUUUAUUAUUAAACCUGGACUUUUACAGAUGAAAAAACGAGUUGGCGCCAUUGAGGAGUUUGCGAUUGAAACACUAUCAGAAGGAACAGAUCUACACUGCACACUGGUCGUUAGUGGUUGGGUGGAAGACGACACUGUAGGUGUAGGGAAAAUCGUUUUGGCCUGACUUGAGACGGCGGGAUUGCAUUAGCCGCGUUGAAUCUACCGUUAAACUUGUAAUUUAUCAUUUAACUGCUCCCCAGUCCUGCUAAUUUUCUCAGUAUGAGAUUAUUGCGCGCGCAAAGAUAAAUGUCCAACCGCAUUUUGAGCAAGUCAGGCCGAAUCGACUAGAACUCAAAAAAAGGGAAUUUCAGACUCCAGAACAAGCUUUCGAAUAUCAAUGGAGACAUAUCAAGCAUUCCCGAGAGCAGUACUCUCUCAGGUGCACACCGGGAUUUGGUACAAAGUGAAAAGAGGAGAUUUUGAGAUACGAGAGCAAGUACUUGACCGAAUUGGGCAACGCCAUUGAAUACUUAAUGGGUUUUGCCGUUUCAGUUGCAAUCCAGCAGACGUUACUCGAAACUGCUCUUGCUGGUCAGGGGUUUUUUUUUUUGAAAAGUUCUCAGAAAAAAGUUGCGCUUUUUCAGUUUUUGUCUAUUGAAUUUUUAAUUUUUGUUUCCAUGCUUUUUUAUUUUCAUAAAAAGUAUGCAACGGAUGCAUAUUUCUUCGAGACAGCUUCAAGAAGAAAAUCUCCAAAGCGACAAAAGCUGUUGUAUACGAACCGUCUAUUCUUAGAGCAAACUGAGAGAAAGGCUUUUGUUUCCUCAAAUUGAAGAGUCUUUUUGAAAUUGAACUUGCACAGAAAAAAAAAGAUGUUUAUUGUGUAGGGUUGAUGUCGGCGGUAGCGUGGCCGGUCGCUUUGAUCUCCGUGUCCUCAGUGCUUGACAACCCGUGGAACGUCUGCAUAUCGAGAGCAGCUGAGGUAACGAGUCAAUUGAGACUAUACGAAGACUAUAUAUGUUACACGCAGGUAGGUGAACACUUAGCGGAAGUUCUGCUCAGUCGGUCUCACGGCAAGAGACCCAUCACCCUCAUCGGCUUCAGCCUUGGCGCUCGCGUCAUUUUCCACUGCCUCUUGGCAAUGAGCAAACGUUCCGAAAGCGUCGGUAAGAUCUGAAUGCGAUCCGUUAGAAGAUGUUUCGUUGCGAAUUGAGGAAUAAUAGAAGACGUGAUCUUGCUCGGUGCGCCGGUUACAGCUUCGCCGAAGCAAUGGGCGCAGCUGUGUACAGUCGUUGGUGGUCGCGUCAUCAACGGAUACUGCGAAACAGAUUGGUUGCUUCGGUUGGUUUUUCUUUCGUGUUCAUAAGAGAGGUGUGAGUGUUUAAAAUCAACCAGUCUCAUGCUUGACUUUUUUUUGAGUAGGUUCGACUCCUGUCGAGGGCGAAUCUUUUUUGCAUUUUUUUUAAAGACAAAGUUUUUUGAAAAAGUACUUAUUUGGAAAAGAUUUAAAGGUUUCAUAGAUAUAGUUCCUUAUUUCCUAAGUAUUUCAGAAAAAUGUUCUCUAGGUCUAGGAAAAAAAAAAGCUGGCAGACAUCGUGGUUGUACUUUAAUUUGUUUUGAGAAGCAUUUGAUCUAAGAGAAAUGCUUUUUCGUCAAUCUCAUGACUUUCAAAAGUUUUUACUCAUUAAGAAAAAUGCAAAAAUCUCUGAACUUUCAGCGAACUUUUUCACAAACUUUCGUAGUUUUUACUGUUCGAAGUUCACCUUUCUUCUUCAAAUAUUAAACUUUUUUUGAGAUGCAAGGAAAAAUAAAAAUGAUUGAUCGUUUUCAGAUUUCUGUACCGAACUAUGAGCGUUCAAUUUACGAUUGCUGGCACAGGACCUCUUGACAACAAGAAAAACAAGAAGAUUUACAACUGCAACUUGAGUCAUAUCGUAAAAUUUCCUUUUCUUUUCCGACUUUAAAAUCAUCCAUUCAAAAGGUGAAAGGACAUUUGGACUAUUCGAAACGAUUAACCGAGGUACUAGCGGCGGUAGGCGUUAAGGUCGGUAUGCAUUCUGAGAACAGCGCCGUUAGUCUUGCUGACCUCGAAGGUAUUUUCUUCAUACACCGGACACAGAGUCGUAAAGUGUAUCACUUUUUAGGUCCGAAAACAGCUCAAGAGGCGCAAGAAGCAAAAGAAGAUCUCAGUUCAAAAACGGGCGAUCUAGACCUUGAUUCUAGGCAACUUGAAGAAAUUUCUGUUAAAGAUAGUAUAACGAGAUAA